Doryrhamphus excisus (bluestripe pipefish) is the source of this 6863-nucleotide messenger RNA. RefSeq names its product receptor accessory protein 1 (gene reep1). Gene Ontology annotation, cellular component: endoplasmic reticulum membrane; cytoplasmic microtubule; endoplasmic reticulum tubular network. Gene Ontology annotation, biological process: endoplasmic reticulum tubular network organization. The record is from RefSeq and is a predicted model, not a curated record. Lineage: Eukaryota; Metazoa; Chordata; Actinopteri; Syngnathiformes; Syngnathidae. Gene Ontology annotation, molecular function: microtubule binding.
UUUUUUAAUACUUUCUUUUGUGUGUCCCUGAUUCUAAAGCCAUUCCCGAAGGAUACAAUUUCCCACAGCUACGGUGCUCCAGUGGCUGCUUUUGUUUUGACUCACAAAACCUUGCUUCUGUUUUCUGAAGGCUGGACAAAGAAGCGGCGACUCUACAGUAAAUUUGACUCUGAAGCAUUUUGUUCAAACCGCAGCGAUAUGCUCACAGCAAAAUUAAAUCUUGAAUCAAAUACAUUCAUUGGAUCAAGUUAGAAAAUAAACGUAGACUCCACCAUGCUUACAUAAAUCCUUACAUUUCAUUGAUAACACCGGUGUGAAAGUUUCCCCAAACUCUUCUUAGAAAAAUGACACUACCAAAGAAAAACGUAUGUAGGCUACACAGUUUAAUUAUGCCCUCUUCUGCCAUCUAGUGGAAGAGUAAUUCAUUGUUUUGUCAUUGUACAUCAGGGGUCUCAAACUCAAUUUACCUUGGGGCCACUGGAGCUAGGGUCUGGGCAAGGCUGGGCCGCAUCAGGUUUUCAAAAAAAAAAAAAACGCAUUUAUUAAAAACAGAAAAAUAUACAAACUUUUUCAGUGCUUUGGUUCCGAUUUUUUUCUGCACAAAAUAAGAUGAAAAAUAAAUAAACAAAUCAAGAAUAAAAAAAAUCAAUCAAUCAGUAAUAAAUAUAAUAAUAAUAAUAAUAAUAAUAACUAAUAAUAAAAAAUAAUAAUUAAUAAUAAUAAAUAAAAAUAGAAACCACAUAUAGUUGGUGGAUAGACAAAUUAUUUUUUUCAGAUUAAAAUGAACAAAGCAUUAUUAGAGCCCUGUAGACAUGACAAAACACGACUAUAGUCACAUUUAUACUCUUUUUAUUUACAACAUAUUGCGCAACUGCAGGGUCUUGAGACACAUGCUAACUCGCAAACUAGAGAGCUAGCGACCUAAACGGUAUCCUUCAAGUUAUUUCCUUUAAACUUAAAUAGCCAAAAACUUACCACUUCCACACGGAUAGGGAGGAUAACUAUUAACAGUUAUUUAACCUUUAACAUGAACAUUAACCAAACGUAAUAAUUUUUUCUGGGUACAUGAUACCAUACAGCAUCCAUGUCAAACUUAAACUUUCAUAUCAAGGCGGGGGCCUCAAACUAGUGUCCUGCGGGCCACAUUUGGCUCGCGGGCCGCGUGUUUGAGACCCCUGUUGUACAUAGUGGCAUAAAUAUACAGUACUUUUCAUCAAAAAAUUUAAGACCAGUUUAAAAAAAUGUACAUUUUACACUUUUGGAUCUUGAUGCGGAGCUUCAAAAUGCAAAAAUAUAAAAAAUGGUGGUCAGAAAAAAAUGUAACCUUGACGGUCCUGAUGGCUUCCAAUGUUACUGGAACACAGUAUUGGGGCGGCCAUUUUCAGUCUGUACCUUUUUUUUUAUAUUGCAUACUGUGUAUGUAGUGUAUAAAGUACACUAAUUUGCCACUAGUAGCACUGAGACGUUCAUAUGUGUUCAUAUGGAAAAGGUGAGAACAAAAUGCUUUUGAUUUAAUACUCAGUACUAUGAAUUUAUUGUAUGUAUAUUACUAAGAAGUAUUAAUUUAACAGUAUAUCUGUUCCUAUGCUAGUAAUUAGCACCGCAGCUCAUCGCGAGAGAUGUUCCUCAAUGAGGUAAGCAAAUAUUAGACACAUUAUUACUAUGACGCAGCAAUUGCACACGUGCAAAACCGAGCACGAGCUUUCUUUGUACUGAAGUCAAUAACCUAUGACGUCAUGAAGGUGUGCCUUUUUAUAUUUGACGCGCGGGCGCCAACAGUGUCACCUGUGGACAUUUGUGGUACUGCGUGACGUCGGCGUCGUCUUGAGCGUCGAGACGCUGUGGGUCCUGUCAUGGUCAGGAGGAAACUCCUCCCAGAACAACAACGCGUUCCGCCGCCUCACCAGCGCUAUGGUCUCUUGGAUCAUCUCCAGACUUGUGGUACUCGUAUUUGGUACAUUAUACCCUGCAUACUCAUCCUAUAAAGCUGUGAAGUCAAAAGAUGUGAGAGAAUAUGUGAAAUGGAUGAUGUACUGGAUUAUAUUUGCCCUAUACACGGCUGUGGAAGUGUUCACGGAUAUGUUUCUUUGUUGGCUUCCUUUCUACUAUGAACUGAAGAUAGCCUUUGUGGUGUGGUUGCUGUCCCCGUAUACUAAAGGCUCCAGCGUGCUCUACAGGAAGUUUGUCCACCCGACUCUUUCCUCUAAAGAAAAGGAUAUUGAUGACUACAUCUGCCAAGCCAAGGACAAAAGCUAUGACACGCUGGUGCAUUAUGGGAGAAAGGGACUGAAUGUUGCCGCUACAGCUGCAGUCAUGGCUGCAGCAAAGGGCCAAGGAGUGCUGUCAGACAGGUUGAGGAGUUUCAGCAUGCAAGAUCUGUCUUCCUACCAGUCGCACCAGGUCGACCCCAGCAACGUGUCUUCGCAACCCGCAACCACAACAGCAGCUCAGCACCGGACUCGCACCAUGAUGCGUAGCAAGUCUGAAAGCUACAAUAAAGGACAGGAUUUUGACAUGACCGAGUAUGAAGUGUUGGGAUUAUACCAGGGGAAGGCGGAGGACUCCCCGACACCCGAUCCCUCCCCACCAUCCACACCCUCUCCCACUCCUCCAACCUUGGAGCAGCCAGAGGAGGGAAUGAGUGGGGGGGUGCGGGGGGGUCCAGACUCACCUCAGCUCGGUUUGAUGAAAAGAAAAGCUCCCGAGCCUCCUCUUAGAGUCUUAAGGCCUCUCACGAGAUCCAGGAGCGCUUUGGCUUCAAACGCUGAAGCCAUGUGAACGUGUCAGCCAUGCGGAUCGGCGCCUCCAGCUGCAAGAACGUAAAGAAAAGAACACCGACUCGCCCCAAGCCUCAUGUGACUGCAGCAACACUGCUUUGGAAUUAGUAUUACCAAAGUGACCUAUGGUGACAUGUCGAUAUCAUAUAGAAGGACUACAGAGUGAAUGGUGUAGGGCUUUCAUGUGUACAGUGUGCUUUAUUUUCAUUUUUGUUCCCCUUUUUCAUUUCUCUGUCAGGAACGGGCAGGCACCUUGCAUGCAGGUCUGGCCUUGUUAGUAACGUGUCGCCGGGCGCCAAGGAUCAAAUGCAUGGCAAUUGUUCUGAGAAAAGAUUCCUAAGAAAACAUGUUUUCAUGAGGAGUCGAGCAGCGGUUGGAAUGAUUUACCUCUCGUAAAGCCUUAAUGAAAGAAACAUCACACGUUAAGUGGAUCCCUGCAGAUUUCAUCAAAAAAAAUGUAUUUAUAAAAUAAAACCUUGAUAUUUAAAUACUCCUGCAUCACAAACUCAACAGCAGCUUAUCAACUCAAAUGGCUUAUCAGUCACAGUGCAACAAAAAAGUAACAUGUGCAACAAUGUCAUUAUAUUGAUGUACACUAUAUGUGCCCUGUGAUUGGCUGGCCACCAGUCCAGGGUGUACCCCGCCUCUCGCCCGAAGACAGCUGGGAUAGGCUCCAGCACCCUCGUGAAAAGCGGUAGAAAAUAAAUGAAUGAAUGAAUUUAAUUACCAUUUAGAACCCGCAAGUCAUGCUGGGAAGCCCACAAACAGGAAGUAACCCAGUUAUGAGUUUAACAUGCUAGGUUAAUAAGCGACUCCAAAUUGUCCAUAGGUAUGAAUGUGAGUGUGAAUGGUUGUUUGUCUAUAUGUGCCCUGUGAUUGGCUGGCAAAUCAGUCCAGGGUGUACCCCGCCUCUCGCCUGAAGAAAGCUGGGAUAGGCUCCAUCACCCCCACGACCCUCGUGAGGAAAAGUGGUAGAAAAUGAAUGAAUGAAUUUAAUUGCCAUUUAGAACCCGCAAGUCAUGCUGGGAAGCCCACAAACAGGAAGUAACCCAGUUAUGAGUUUAACAUGCUAGGUUAAUUAGCGACUCCAAAUUGUCCAUAGGUAUGAAUGUGAGUGUGAAUGGUUGUUUGUCUAUAUGUGCCCUGUGAUUGGCUGGCAAACCAGUCCAGGGUGUACCCCGCCUCUCGCCCCAAGACAGCUGGGAUAGGCUCCAGCACCCCCAUGAAAAAUGGUAGAAAAUUAAUGAAUUUAAUUGCCAUUUAAAACCUGCAAGUCAUGCUGGGAAGCCCACAAACAGGAAGUAACCCAGUUAUGAGUUUAACAUGCUAGGUUAAUAAGCGACUCCAAAUUGUCCAUAGGUAUGAAUGUGAGUGUGAAUGGUUGUUUGUCUAUAUGUGCCCUGUGAUUGGCUGGCCACCAGUCCAGGGUGUACCCCACCUCUCACCCGAAGACAGCUGGGAUAGGCUCCAGCACCCCCGCGAAACUUGUGAAAAGCGGUAGAAAAUGAAUGAAUAUAAUUGCCAUUUAGAACCCGCAAGUCAUGCUGGGAAGCCCACAAACAGGAAGUAACCCAGUUAUGAGUUUAACAUGCUAGGUUAAUAAGCGACUCCAAAUUGUCCAUAGGUAUGAAUGUGAGUGUGAAUGGUUGUUUGUCUAUAUGUGCACUGUGAUUGGCUGGCAAACCAGUCCAGGGUGUACCCCGCCUCUUGCCUGAAGACAGCUGGGAUAGGCUCCAGCACCCCCGCGAGGAUAAGCAGUAGAAAAUGAAUGAAUGUUUUGUGUGGUGUAUUAGCAUCUAAGUGUGUACUUUGAUACCCAAAUAGUGCAUUAUUUGCCCCAUGAGUGAUAUACACAUUUGGGUUGAUAAGCUUUGUGUUUGAGUGGCAAAAACACUUUUAUGGGCAUCUCAAUGACUUGGGUUCUACUAUGUAUUUGUCAUAAUUCAUUCUGUACUAUGUGGUUGAUAUAGUUUGUGGCCCACAAUAUUAGAAAUUGACCAAAACAGUAGUAGGGAAAAACACAAUAAUUUUGUUUUUAUGUGGUGGGUAUGUUUGAUUUAGUCACUUGCACAAAAGCUCAAUCAUUUUCAUUAUAACCCGUAUUGUUUUUUUUUUGUCCAUGAAUUGUUUUCUAUUUUACAUUAGGGAUAUUUUCCAAUUGUAUUUAUGCACCGGGUCUAUUGUAAUCACUGCUUCAUUCAUGCUGAAACUAUGAGUAGCUUCUAAGGUGCAAUCACCCCCUGUUUACUGGGGUGUUGUACAUACACACGUCGUAUCGAGUAUACUUUAAUGUGAUUGAAAUGGGAAAGUCAUGUUUUAGCAAAAGUAAUCACUGCAUGAUAUUUUGUUAUUUAGAUGGAAUUCUUAAGUGAAUUAAUGUGAAGCUUGUACCCCUGUGCAAAAAGAAUGACUUAUUUGCUUCCACUUCACAGGGGUGAUCUUAAAAUUGAGUUUCUGUUCUGGCAGGCCAGAAUAAUCCAUUUGAAAUUUGAUGUGAGCUAUAAGAGUAGCAGCAGUGAUGUGGUGACAAUGAUGGGUAGUUACAAAUCACUUUACAGCUAUUAAAUAUGGAGAAAAUGUAUUUGUGUGUGUGUGUGUGUGUGCAGCAGAGACACCGAUACAGUACAUGACUUAAAGUGAAUUUCAUUAGGAAGGAAGGAAGGAAUGAACUAAGGAAGGAACUAAGGAACUGUUGGUGUGACUUUCAGUAUAUUCUAUUCAGUAUAUCCCUCGUUUAGCGCAAUGCAUUGGUUCCAGACCCGACCGUGAUAAGUGAAUUUCCUUAGGAAGGAAGGAACUAAGGAAGGAACUAAGGAACUGUUGGUGUGACUUUCAGUAUAAUCUAUUCAGUAUAUCCCUCGUUUAGCGCAAUGUAUUGGUUCCAGACCCGACCAUGAUAAGUGAAUUUCCUUAGGAAGGAAGGAAGGAACUAAGGAAGGAACUAAGGAACUGUUGAUGUGACUUUCAGUAUAUUCUAUUCCGUAUAUCCCUCGUUUAGCGCAAUGUAUUGGUUCCAGACCCGACCGUGAUAAGUGAAUUUCCUUAAGGAAUGAAUGAACGAAUGAACUAAGGAAGGAACUAAGGAAGGAACUAAGGAAGGAACUAAGGAACUGUUGGUGUGACUUUCAGUAUAUUCUAUUCCGUAUAUCCCUCGUUUAGCGCAAUGUAUUGGUUCCAGACCCGACCGUGAUAAGUGAAUUUCCUUAGGAUCUGGUAUGGAUCAUCCACAAACCAGUUCCUCCUUUUCCAAAACGGGGUAUUGGUUCCAGACCCGACCGUGAUAAGUGAAUUUCCUUAGGAAGGAAUGAACGAAUGAACUAAGGAACUAAGGAACUGUUGGUGUGACUUUCAGUAUAUUCUAUUCAGUAUAUCCCUCGUUUAGCACAAUGUAUUGGUUCCAGACCCGACAGUGAUAAGUGAAUUUCCUUAGGAAGGAAGGAAGGAACGAACAAACUAAGGAAGGAACUAAGGAACUGUUGGUGUGACUUUCAGUAUAUUCUAUUCAGUGUAUCCCUCGUUUAGCACAAUGUAUUGGUUCCAGACCCGACCGUGAUAAGUGAAUUUCCUUAGGAAGGAAGGAAGGAACUAACUAAGGAACUGUUGGUGUGACUUUCAGUAUAUCCCUCGUUUAGCGCAAUGUAUUGGUUCCAAACGCGAGCAUUAGUAUCGGUUCUAGAAGUGAUUUCCUUCUCUCCAAAAGUAAAUAUGGAGAAAAUGUAUUUUUAAGUGUGUAUGUGUGUGUGGUGCAGCAGAACAAAACAGGAUAUACCGUAGCGUAUGAUUGUAACAUUUAUACAAGACACCGAUAUACAGUACAUGACUUUAAAGUUUAAGGUUGACCCUGUCGUGGUACUUCUGGUACGGAUCAUCCACAAACCAGUUCCUCCUUUUCCAAAACGGGGUUGUCAUUUUAUCGAGAAGUUUGCACUGCGUUUUAUUACAAAAGACGUGCUCCCUCAGACGCUUUCGCCUGGCGGGUUUCUUCUUCCAAAGUUUCUUCUUGUAUCCGGCCUUCAUUCAGGUGGAACAACAAAAGACGUUUCACGACUCAAUGUACAAUAAAUACAAGCAGUAAUAGUAAUACAG